CACCACAGCAAAGGAGGGAGCAAGAAUAAUAUCAACAACCUGAGUUACAACUCAGGCAAACUUCUCUGGGGCUGCAACUGAUAAAUUUUAUAAGCUAUUUAUGUCCGACGAAAUGCCUUAGUAACACCCGGUACGUUAUGGGGGUGGUAUUUUACAGUGCGUUGCUGAAGCGAGGUGUUUAUUUGCUCAAACUUAGUGGCUACUUUAGCCACUUAGAGUAGCCCACUUAGCUAACUUUGUGUUAGCUAAUUAGCAUGAAGUCGUUUGGACAGCCUCAGUAAACAAACCACCGUGUACUAUGUGGAAAUACUGCUCAGAGCCCAGUUUUAACAAGGUUGCAGGUGUAGCCGGACUGUCCGCUGGUUGCCUUUGACGCAUCUGUAGUGUUUAUGUGCCGCUGAUACAGCACGGUUCGCUUGCAAUGCUCCUGCAGCUGCUUCCACCUGUCAACUAGCUGGCUCAUCUCUUCCUGUCUCCCGACGUCUGGUUCCCCAAUGGCUCACUGCGGCUCCGCGGAGACGAGCUCAAAGUUACCGACACCGCGUCCGGACAGCGGCGCGGUCAUCAUACCGUCGCAGGGUAGCGUCGACCAGAGCAUGAAGCCGGUGUUGUUCGAGAUCUUCGGCGAGAUAUGGACCGUCCAAUCGCGUCUCGGCCAGGGAGUCUCGGCCUCCGUGUACCGGGUCAGCUCCGGCAGAGCCACCACGGCCGCGGUGAAGGAGUUCCAGGCCGACACUCAGGGAGGAGAUUACGGGUAUCACAAGGAGAGGUCCGUGCUGGAGGACAUCCAGGGUCAUAAAAACAUAGUGACUCUGUAUGGAGUGUUCACCAACCACAGUUGUAUGGGGGUUGCCACUCGCUGUCUCCUGUUGGAGCUGUUGGAUGUCAGUGUGUCUGAGCUGUUGGUGAGAGGCAACACAGGUACUCAGGGUGGGAGACCUCAGCAGGGCCACUCCAUGUGGCUUGUUCAGCACUGUGCCAGAGACAUCCUGGAGGCCCUCGCCUUCCUUCACAGAGAAGGGUACGUCCACGCUGACCUAAAGCCACGCAACAUCCUCUGGAGUGCUGACGACGAGUGCUUUAAACUCAUCGAUUUUGGCCUCAGCUUCAAAGAAGGAAACCAGGACGUCAAAUAUAUUCAGACAGAUGGGUAUCGUGCUCCAGAGGCUGAGCUGCAGAACAGCCUCGCACAGGCCGGGGUGGAAGUAGAAGGGGACUCAGGAUGCACGGCUGCCGUCGACCUGUGGAGCCUGGGCAUCAUCCUGCUGGAGAUGUUCUCAGGAAUCAAACUCAAAGACACCCUCCGCUCACAGGAGUGGAAGGAUAACAGUGCUGCCAUUAUAGACCAUAUCUUUGCCAGCAACAGUCUGGUAUGCCCUGCCAUCCCUGUCUAUCACCUCAGAGACCUUAUCAAAAGCAUGCUUCUCAACAACCCAAAGCAAAGAUGCACAGCUGAAACUGCCCUCCUGAGUCCGUUCUUCAGCAUUCCCUUUGCUCCUCAUAUUGAAGACCUGGUUCUGCUGCCCUCUCCUGUCCUGCGUCUGCUAAACCUGAUUGAUGACAGUCAUUUGCACAAUGAAGAUGAGUAUGAAGACAUCCUGGAGGACAUGAAAGAGGAGUGCCAGAAGUACGGCUCAGUGGUUUCCCUGCUCAUACCCAAGGAGAACCCAGGCAAAGGACAGGUGUUUGUGGAAUAUGCCAACUCCAGCGACUCCAAAGAGGCUCAGAGGCUGCUAACAGGCCGCACUUUCGAUGGGAAGUUUGUGGUAGCCACCUUCUACCCUCUCAGCGCUUACAAAAGAGGUUACCUGUACCAGACUGUGCAGUGAAGUCCUGAAGUUCAGUUUACAUCUCGGCAUGAAAAAUAAAACAAAAGCAGCUGUGUAGGGCAUUACAGGGAGGAAGAGAUUCUUCCCCUUAAAAUAAUUACAAAAAAUACAAUCAUAAGUAGUUGACCUGCAGUUAAACUUCUAUAUGAGUGUACUUAAUGUUCUGCAUGUUAUCCAUGUGGUUUCCUACAGUAAAUCUGUGUGUCAUGCAGGGUGUAAAUUGAACUAAGCUGUGAGGAGCAUAUUCCUACGUUUGUUUGUGCCACCUCCAGUUUGACUGCUAGUCUUAAAAUCCUCAGAGCCUCAGGUUUCAAACUGACCUGGGGACAGCAGCUCCUGUCUAAGCUUCCAUUUCACUCGUAUAGUUGUAGGGUUUAGCACACCGGUGAAUGUAUAAUGGGACAGAAAUGAUGAGGGUUGCAAGAACAAAAGCAUGUAAACAAAUGCACAUCUGAAGAGAUCAGAUCAGUAAUUCGAGGAUGAAGUUUGCGAACACUCACUUUUGAUUCCAUCCAAAUAGUAGCCUUUCUGUAUUAUUUUACAGUCCAAAUACUUUUUUACAGCACGGGUGUGAUGAGGAACCUGUAGCAGGGUAAAUCCUGAUGACAAAAACGCCCUGAUAAUCAUCCACAGAUUAUCCUGAGAUGUCCUGUGGAGAAAGCCAGUGUCCAACACUGAUGUUAAGUGAAUAAUAAGAAUGAUUUUAUGAUUGUUAUCUAUUUAUAUUUGCAUUGCAUAUUCUUUUAUAUAGAGGAAACCAUGUGGUACAAGGGCAUGUACAGGUAUUCUUUGCUGGCUCUUCAGAUAGUCUUCAGGGAGAAAUGGUUUGGAGUGGCCUAUCUAAUAUUCACUCAUUCAUUCUGUACCAGCUUCUGAGCAAAGCAGAGAGCCCCUAAUGCCCUAUUCCUGUAGCCUUAUGCCUUGUAGUUUUUAUUUACUAAAGCCUGAACACUCAUUUAUAUCAUAACAUCACUAUGCUGCCAUUUAUGAGUGAACAUUUAGGGCGUGUGAAUUUGUCAUUGCACAGUAAAAACAACAGAAAAUGGAGCUUGAGACUAGUGUAUGAAUAUGUUGUCCUUAAGAACAAUAGAACAAAAAGAUGAGCACUACACACACAUUUGGCUGAAGUUAUAAGUAGCCAAGUGGAGUAUGAAUAAAAUAUAUUAUUAUGUUGCUAAUGAUAUUAACUGCAGUCUAAAGCCGAUGCCUGAUUCUUCUGCCUCAUGUUUCAGUUUGUACAUUAGUCACCCAGAUGAAUAUGGCGAGUUCUUAUGAAAGGACUGCAGCACCUGAACUAUUAGACUAAACUGCUGAGGCAUACUGUUUACAUUAUUGUUCCAGAGCUUUUAGUGUAUGUCUGCAACUUUAUGUGCAGAGAUGUAUUCAGAAGUAUACCUUAAAGCUGCAGUGCUUGAUAGUUUUUUGGCAUCAUGUCUCUUGCAUUUUGUCAUUGAAGUGACCUGAGAGGACAUGAGACCUCUGCUUCUGCUCCUUACCUGUGUUUUCAGACUGUAGAAGUUCAACCACCGUGAUGCCCAGACUUUGGCUAUUCACAGGUGUGAUUAGGGACACUGUGUUGGACUCUGUGUUGAUUCACUUUUCCAUAAUGGCCUGAAAUGACAUCAGGUCUGUAUUUGUAUUUAUAUUUUAGUCUUUUAAGUUGAUCAGAGAUGAGAGAGCUGCACAAGGGAGGUGUGCAGUUUCACAUUAUGGCUCCUGAUUUCGGCUUCUGAAACUCUAAAAUACAGUCGCAGAAGAAAUUACUAGACCAUCAAAAGUCAGCAAAAACAAUGGUUAUGCAAUUAAGUACUAACUCCUGUGUGUAUCAUGUGACUAAAACAGACAGAAAAGAAAACAUGGAAUGCCUAAAAGCACUG
Messenger RNA from Sphaeramia orbicularis (orbiculate cardinalfish), 3706 nucleotides. It is a transcript of the gene uhmk1, whose product is annotated as U2AF homology motif (UHM) kinase 1. Gene Ontology annotation, biological process: positive regulation of translational initiation; peptidyl-serine phosphorylation; regulation of protein export from nucleus. The record is from RefSeq and is a predicted model, not a curated record. Bases 495 to 1829 code for a protein of 444 amino acids. Lineage: Eukaryota; Metazoa; Chordata; Actinopteri; Kurtiformes; Apogonidae. Gene Ontology annotation, molecular function: protein serine/threonine kinase activity; ribonucleoprotein complex binding; RNA binding. Gene Ontology annotation, cellular component: neuronal ribonucleoprotein granule; nucleus. The transcript is spliced from 9 exons.